AUGAAGCUGUCCCACGAGACGGUUACCAUCGAAUUAAAGAAUGGCACUCAAGUACACGGCACUAUCGCAGGCGUCGAUGUUGCAAUGAACACACACUUGCGGUCCGUAAAACUCACAAUGAAAAAUGAAGAACCUGUCAGCAUGGAUACUCUUACAGUUCGAGGGAAUAACAUCCGGUAUUUCAUUUUGCCUGACACCCUGCCACUUGACACCCUUCUGAUUGAUGAAGGUCCGCCCAAGAAGCGCCCAAAGAAGGAUGCUGGUAAGUAA
Dibothriocephalus latus is the source of this 270-nucleotide messenger RNA. NCBI's taxonomy places the organism in Eukaryota, Metazoa, Platyhelminthes, Cestoda, Diphyllobothriidea, Diphyllobothriidae. The record is from the annotation of a GenBank genome assembly.